Molecule: messenger RNA, 990 nt
Organism: Eufriesea mexicana
Lineage: Eukaryota; Metazoa; Arthropoda; Insecta; Hymenoptera; Apidae
Gene: beta3GalTII
Product: beta-1,3-galactosyltransferase 6
Exons: 2
Coding region: 31-990 (319 amino acids)
Biological process (GO): glycosaminoglycan biosynthetic process; protein O-linked glycosylation
Cellular component (GO): Golgi membrane
Molecular function (GO): galactosylxylosylprotein 3-beta-galactosyltransferase activity
Source: RefSeq, a predicted model, not a curated record
UUAAAAUCUUCAUCCAAGCAUUUAUCCAUUAUGAUUAAGAAAAAGUUACAUGUGAAAUUUAAUAUUCCAACUUUGCUAAUGAUAUUGUUAAUUUUUUUCUUAUGUAUAUAUUAUUUACCUUCUACAAAGUGUACUUCUAAUGAACAAGAAGUAAAAAAUAAAACGAAAUUCAGGCUUAUAAUACUUAUAGUCUCCAGUCCUGAUAACUUAGAACGAAGAGCAACUAUCAGAAAAACAUGGUUAACACAAAAACAGGCCACAGUUAAGCAUUUAUUUGUAAUAGGAACAUUAGAUAUAUUGCCAGAGCAAAGAGAAACUUUGCAUUCCGAAAACCAGAAAUUCAAUGAUUUACUUUUGAUAUCAAAAGUACUAGAUUCUUAUGGAACUUUGACAAAAAAAGUUUUGUAUGCAUUCAAGGAAAUCUAUGAAUACUAUGACUUUGACUUCUUGAUGAAAUGUGAUGAUGAUACGUUUGUUCUAAUACAUAAGAUUUUAAAAGAACUAGAUAAAUGGGAUAACAAAGGAACAAGGAAAGAAUUAUAUUGGGGUUUUUUUAAUGGGAAGGCACAAGUGAAAAGAAAUGGACCAUGGAAGGAGACAGACUGGAUAUUAUGUGAUUAUUAUCUCCCUUAUGCACUUGGGGGAGGAUAUAUUUUGUCUUAUAAUUUAAUAAAAUAUAUUGCUACAAAUGCAGACAUUUUCAAAUUGUAUAAAGCAGAAGAUGUAUCUGUUGGUCUUUGGGUAGCACCUUUGGCAAAUAUUGAAAGAAAGCAUGACAUACGGUUUGAUACAGAAUAUAGGUCUCGUGGAUGUUCUAAUCAAUAUAUAGUUACUCACAAACAGUCCAUUGAAAAUAUGAAAAAUAUGCAUGAAUAUUAUCAAGCAUCAGGAGCAUUAUGUAUGAAAGAAAUAAGAAAUCGUAUGAGCUAUCAAUAUAAUUGGACAGUUCCACCUAGCCAGUGUUGUAAUUUACAAUCAGGCAUUCCAUAG